This is a messenger RNA of Cladocopium goreaui, 1238 nucleotides long. The record is from the annotation of a GenBank genome assembly. NCBI's taxonomy places the organism in Eukaryota, Dinophyceae, Suessiales, Symbiodiniaceae.
UGGCACCCGUGGUCGUCAUGGGUGUGGCCAGAUGUCUGGGCAUCGUUUGCGCAGUGGCCAUGGGAAUCGGCGCCUUCACGGCGACGCAGCUGGUCAUGGCCAAAGAUGCAAACAUUCAGACGUACCAGAAGUAUUGUCUCAAGGGCAACGUUACAAAAGUCGAGGAGGCGGGUCUUCAUGCCUAUGAGCCCAUGUUGGGUGCUUCAUUCACUUGCAUUCUCACACAGUUCAUCUUGGCCCUGGUGGAGGAUCCCGCUGGGAUGCUGGCCUGGGGCCUCAUUGCCACGCUGCUCUUCCCGCUGACCUUGCUGAUGUACGUGGAGGCCGGCAGAUAUGGCGCCAAGGGCCUGGUGAAGUGGCCCGUGCUGGUGCUCUUCCUGGGUCAGUUGCUUGGGAUCAGCACCAGUUUCCCCGUGCUGUGGCUCCCUGCAGUUCUGUGGGGUCAGGGCAGCGGGGUCACCUCCACUGGAAGGAUCUGGAUGGCGCUGCUGCUGCUAGUGCCCAUUACGCUGGUGGAGCUCUACAUCUUCUUCGGCAGCACAGCCACCAGGGCCUGGACCAUCUGCGCGGGGCUGCUGACUGGGCCCGGCUUGCCCUUCUUGGGGAUCUUGCUGUGGCCCUUCCCUGCACCAGGGUCCGAGAAAUUCAGUGGCGCAGAGCAGUCCAUCAGGCUGCUGAAGGGCGCCUACCGGGCCUGUAUGCUGCCAGCAGCUGCAGGGUAUUACUUCCUGAUUUACCACGCCUACAUGAACAUCUUGGAUUUGCCGAGUCGGUGCUAUUAGUAUUUUCCCUGAAGCUCAAUACAUCUUAAUGCGCUAUUUGGGGAAUCUACUGGUAAUAUUUUCAGAGAUUUGUGCAUGUUUUUCUGGCAUUCAAAUCCAAGGAAUUAUGCCACACCCAAGGAGCUCCUGGAAGCACUCUGGGGGCCCAAGGCAGAUGGGUCGGUGAUGUUCAUGACAGUGGAUUCUUGCGUGCUCACCUUAGCCCUGUUUCUGUACCUCAUCAUGACUUGCCCCUGUAGUGACGUGGCGCUGACCUGUUUACUGACGCCCUUUUUGGGCCCUGCUGCGGGCAUUUGUGCAGCACUGGGGCAGCGCGAAGCCGAGAGAUUGAAGGAGUUCAACGGUGAAGGGUGGCAAUCCUUGUUGUGAUAGUGGCUGGAUGUGGUUGGUGUAUGCUGGUUUUUGGAAGAGACCAGGGGGCUACAGUACCCUUUAAAGAUUGCUGGUUGAUGUUGA